GUCAGACCGUCUGCCUGCCUCCGACCGCGGUCUCGGAGCGAAACCCGAUCUCCUUGGACUUGAAUGAGGAGGAGGCGGCGGCGGCGGCGGCGGAGGCGCUCGGCUGGGGAGAGCUAGCGGCAGAGGCUCAGCCCGGCGGCAGCGCGCGCCCCGCUGCCGGCCCAUUUCCCGGACGCCACCCGCGGGCACUGCCGACGCCCCCGGGGCAGCCGAGGGGCGGCCGGGGGGCGCAGAGGAGCGCGGCCCGGCGCACUGAGCCCCGCGGCGCCCCGGGAACUUGGCAGCGACCCGAGCCCGGAGAGCCGGGGCGCGCCUCCCCCGCCGCGCGCCUCCUGCAUGCGGGGCCCGAGCUCCGGGCGCCGGCCGGAGCCCCCCCCGGCCGUCCCCGCGCCCUCCGCGCCCCGUGCCGCGCCGCCGCGCCGUCCAUGCACCGCUUGAUGGGGUUCAACAGCACCGCCGCCGCCGCCGCCGGGCAGCCCAAUGUCUCCUGCACGUGCAACUGCAAACGCUCUUUGUUCCAGAGCAUGGAGAUCACGGAGCUGGAGUUUGUUCAGAUAAUCAUAAUCGUGGUGGUGAUGAUGGUGAUGGUGGUGGUGAUCACGUGCCUGCUGAGCCACUACAAGCUGUCCCCACGCUCCUUCAUCAGCCGGCACAGCCAGGGCAGGCGGCGAGACGACGCCCUCUCCUCGGAAGGAUGCCUCUGGCCCUCGGAGAGCACAGUGUCGGGCAGCGGAAUCCCAGAGCCGCAGGUCUACACCCCGCCUCGGCCCGCCGACCGCCUGGCCGUGCCCGCCUUCGCCCAGCGCGACCGCUUCCACCGCUUCCAGCCCACGUACCCGUACCUGCAGCACGAGAUCGACCUGCCUCCCACCAUCUCGCUGUCAGACGGGGAGGAGCCCCCGCCCUACCAGGGCCCCUGCACCCUCCAGCUGCGGGACCCCGAGCAGCAGCUGGAGCUGAACCGCGAGUCGGUGCGUGCCCCCCCGAACAGAACCAUCUUCGACAGCGACCUGAUGGAUAGUGCCAGGCUGGGUGGCCCCUGCCCCCCCAGCAGUAACUCAGGCAUCAGCGCCACGUGCUACGGCAGCGGCGGGCGCAUGGAGGGGCCGCCACCCACCUACAGCGAGGUCAUCGGCCACUACCCCGGGUCCUCCUUCCAGCACCAGCAGAGCAGCGGGCCGCCCUCCUUGCUGGAGGGGACCCGGCUCCAACACACACACAUCGCCCCCCUGGAGAGCGCCGUCCUCUGGAGCAAGGAGAAGGAUAAACAGAAAGGACACCCUCUCUAGGAUCCCGGCCGGCUGCGGGUGAGAAGGCAGAACGCUCUGCACUUCUUACAAGAGGAGAGAGGAAGGCGGGUGACACACGGAACACACCCCGUGUGGCCGUCCUCUCCCACCUCUCUGUGUAUAAAUAUUUACAUGUGAUGUCUGGUCUGAAUGCACAAGCUAAGAAAGCUUGCAGAAAACCAUGUUUCUUUGUUGAGCUGUGUCUUGAAGGCAAAAGAGAAAAAAAAAAUUCUACAGUAGUCUUUUUUUUUGUUUGUUUCUAGUUGAGCUGCGUGCGUGAAUGCUUAUUUUCUUUUGUUUAUGAUGAUUUCACUUAACUUUAAAGACAUAUUUGCACAAAACCUUUGUUUAAAGAUCUGCAAUAUUAUAUAUAUAAAUAUAUAUAAAAUAAGAGAAACUGUAUGUGCGAGGGCAGGAGUAUUUUUGUAUUAGAAGAGGCCUAUUAAAAAAAAAAAAGAUGUUUUCUGAACUAGAAGAGGAAAAAAAUGGCAAUUUUCGAGUGCCAACUCAGAAAAUGUGUAUUACCUUGUAAAGAAAAAAAAAUUACAAAGCAGGGGUUUAGAGUUAUUUAUAUAAAUGUUGAGAUUUUGCACUAUUUUUUAAUAUAAGUAUGUCAGUGCUCGUUUGAUGGAAACCUCUCUCGUGUCUGCUGAGACGUGAAGGGAGAAGUGUCGGGAUUCCGGAGCAGACGUCAGGCAGGGGUGAGCCCCCUGCCGCAGAGAGCAGCUCCCCGAGCGGCUGCUUUCCCUGCAAAGUGGAUGCUUCUGUUCAGUGAUAGGUUAUCAGCACGUUAUACAUUCCCUACCGAAGGAAACACAUUUUUUUUUCCCUGUGGGCCAGACAGCCUCUCGAUCACAAACAAAAUAGGAAAGUUACCGCAGAGGCGCCCAGUUCCGGGUGGUGGUUUUGCCCCUUCCCAAGAUGACAAUAAACUGUUACCGAAAGAA
Lemur catta (Ring-tailed lemur) is the source of this 2236-nucleotide messenger RNA. It is a transcript of the gene PMEPA1, whose product is annotated as prostate transmembrane protein, androgen induced 1. Gene Ontology annotation, molecular function: R-SMAD binding. Gene Ontology annotation, biological process: negative regulation of transforming growth factor beta receptor signaling pathway. The record is from RefSeq and is a predicted model, not a curated record. NCBI's taxonomy places the organism in Eukaryota, Metazoa, Chordata, Mammalia, Primates, Lemuridae. Gene Ontology annotation, cellular component: Golgi membrane; early endosome membrane. The coding region runs from base 426 to 1289 and encodes 287 amino acids. The transcript is spliced from 4 exons.